This is a messenger RNA of Kluyveromyces lactis, 1164 nucleotides long. RefSeq names its product membrane insertase OXA1 (gene OXA1). Bases 1 to 1164 code for a protein of 387 amino acids. Gene Ontology annotation, molecular function: membrane insertase activity. Gene Ontology annotation, cellular component: mitochondrial inner membrane. The record is from RefSeq and is a predicted model, not a curated record. Lineage: Eukaryota; Fungi; Ascomycota; Saccharomycetes; Saccharomycetales; Saccharomycetaceae. Gene Ontology annotation, biological process: protein insertion into mitochondrial inner membrane from matrix; mitochondrial respiratory chain complex IV assembly. The transcript has a single exon.
AUGUUCAGAUCCGCAAUCCUUCGUGCUGGGAAAGUAUCCCCAAGAACAAUUGUUCAACCUCAGUUAUUUGGCACUCAAAGGGUUGCAUGGACUGGGUUUUCAAGUAUUCGUUUCAACUCAUCCGAUUCUUCAGCGGUGUCUGAUGCUGCAGCAGGCGCUGCUUCCAAAGUUUCAGAAAUCCAAACACAAUUACCAUCUUUUGAUGAGAACACGAUAGAGACCGUUUCUCAAGUGGGCCAAGUAAUUGGCGACGCAUCCAACCAAAUUGGAUACCUAAGCAGCAUUGGUAUGGCUAAAUCGUGGCUGUGGCCUCCUGAUUUGAUUCAAAACGUUAUGGAACAAAUUCACUUUUAUGCUGGUCUACCAUGGUGGGCAACGAUCUGUGUCACGACAGUAUUAGCAAGAGUCUUGCUAUUCCCCUUGUACGUGAAAUACUCUGACACUUUAGGUAGGACUUCCAAAAUUAAACCAGAAAUGGAUAAAGUCAAUGCUGAUUUGAUGGCUUGUUCCGAUACCACUAAAGCCCAACAAAUCGCUAUGAAGAGACGAAAGCUUUUGAGUGAAAAUGGUAUCAAGAACCGUUACUUGAUUGUACCGGUGGUUCAAAUUCCUAUUGCCAUUUCUUUCUUUACCUCUAUCAGAGAAAUGUGUCUAUACCCUGUCGACGGGCUUGCUACUCAAGGUAUCGCUUGGUUCCAGAAUUUGACUUUGGCUGAUCCUUAUCUCGGGCUACAAUGUUUGACUGCUGCCAUGUUUGUCGCAUUGGCUAGGAAAGGUGGUGAAUCUGGUGCGCAACAAUUUUCUCCACAAAUGAAAAAGGUUUUCACUUAUUUGCCCAUUUUAACCAUACCUGUUACCAUGAAUCUAUCAGCAGGUGUUGUUUUAUAUUUGGCAGUAAACGGUGUUUGUUCAAUGAUUCAAACUUUACUUCUAAGGAAUCAAACUGCUAGAAAAUUUUUGAAUAUAGCCGAAGUGGUAAACCAUCCAGCACCAGAAAACCAAGGCCCUCAGAAAGGUGUGUUCGAAAGUUUUAGAGAGAAUAUUCAGAAAGCGAAAGACCAAGCUGAGAAGAGAGCUAUGAUGAAAGAACAAGAUGAUAAAAUGAAGGAUUUGGCCAAAAAAGAAAAAGAAAACCAAAGAAUAAAAAUUGUUCGCAAGAAAUAA